CAUUUCAGCUCGCGCGCCAAGACGCCGCGUGUCAGAACAGCGCUGCAUCUCCGUAACGCGAGGAACUGCAAUAAACAAUCUUUCCUGAAAUCCCAAACUAAAGCCCGGAAUCAGAAAAUGACAUCUAAAAAGCAAAGUUUAUUGAGAGAGGCGUCUCAUCAGAUCAUUGCGGGUGGAUCAGCAGGUCUUGUGGAGAUUUGCUUGAUGCACCCGUUGGAUGUUAUGAAGACCAGGUUUCAAAUCCAAAGAGGGAAAGGUGACCCAAAUAGCUAUAAAGGCCUUGGAGACUGUUUCAGAACUAUAUAUCGCACUGAGGGAGUGUAUGGCUUCUACAAGGGAAUCCUUCCCCCAAUUUUGGCCGAGACCCCAAAGAGAGCAGUGAAGUUUUUUACCUUUGAGCAGUACAAGAAGCUGUUGAGCUUUAGUCCUUUAUCACCCGGCCUGGCUCUCUCUGUGGCUGGCCUGGGGUCAGGGUUAACCGAGGCACUGGUUGUAAAUCCAUUUGAAGUAGUGAAAGUGAGCCUACAGGCCAACAGGGAUUCAUUCAAAGUGCAACCCUCUACGUUUGAACAGGCCAGAACUAUUAUAAACGCAGACGGCUUUGGCCUCCGUGGCCUUAAUAAGGGCCUGACCUCCACCCUUGGACGGCAUGGCAUUUUCAACAUGAUCUACUUUGGUUUCUACUUCAACGUUAAAGAUGCCAUACCUGCCAGUCAGGACCCUCGACUGGAAUUCAUGAGGAAAUUUGCCAUCGGUUUGGUUUCGGGAACAGUCUCGUCCUGUGUGAAUAUUCCUUUUGAUGUCGCUAAAAGCCGUAUACAGGGUCCUCAGCCUGUUCCCGGGGAGAUCAAGUACCGUAGCUGCUUUCAGACCAUGGGCCUUGUGUACCGUGAAGAAGGAUAUCUUGCCUUAUACAAAGGACUGAUACCCAAGAUAAUGAGGCUUGGACCAGGAGGCGCAGUUAUGCUGCUGGUUUAUGAAUAUGUAUCUGGCUGGUUGCAGAAGAACUGGUGAUAAUCUGCACAUCACCAUCAGUCUUUACUCCAUCGUCCCCCAGGUCUAUCAAACAGAGUUCCUCAGCAAUCAC
Messenger RNA from Rhinichthys klamathensis goyatoka, 1087 nucleotides. RefSeq names its product solute carrier family 25 member 21 (gene slc25a21). Bases 118 to 1014 code for a protein of 298 amino acids. The record is from RefSeq and is a predicted model, not a curated record. The transcript is spliced from 11 exons. NCBI's taxonomy places the organism in Eukaryota, Metazoa, Chordata, Actinopteri, Cypriniformes, Leuciscidae.